Parnassius apollo (apollo) is the source of this 2313-nucleotide messenger RNA. NCBI's taxonomy places the organism in Eukaryota, Metazoa, Arthropoda, Insecta, Lepidoptera, Papilionidae. The record is from the annotation of a GenBank genome assembly.
UUGGGCCCAGUAUUUAUCUGCGGAGGAGACUGGAACUCCAAGCACACUUUCUGGGGAUCAAGACUGAUCAACCCUAGGGGCAGACUGCUAUAUAAAGCCACUCUAGAUCUCAAUCUCGAAUGUAUCUCGCACGGAGAACCAACGUACUGGCCAACGGACUAUAACAAAGUACCAGAUUUGCUAGACUUCUAUAUUUCAAAGAAUCUUGGGCAAAACUAUUUACAGAUUGAAAAAUGUGAAGAUCUGUCAUCAGAUCAUACUCCAGUCAUUUUAAAUAUUUAUAAACAGGCCAUUUUCCUUAAGCCACUCCCCAAGAUCUACAACAAACAUACCAACUGGGACCAGUACAGAGAAUUUAUACGUAGUAACAUUGACCUAAACAUAAGUCUAAAGACAAACGAUGAAAUCGAAGCCGGCGUUGAAAAAUUCAACAGCAUUGUACACACGGCUGCCACCGUUUCCACUCCUAAAAAUAGGAAAUCAAAAACAAAACAAAAGGAAUACCCCAGAAACAUAAUCGCAAAGGUCAGUGAAAGACGCAAAUUAAGAGGAGAAUGGCAUAAAACUAGAUAUCCUUCCGAUAAAUCUCAGCUAAACAGGGCAACGAAGGAACUAAAAGACAUGAUUAAAGAGCAUGAAAAUCGUUGUGUACAAAGUCAUCUAUCUCAACUCACAUCACAAAAGGAUACAAAUUAUUCACUGUGGCGCGCAACCAAGAACCUUAAGCAACCAAAAGACCACAUCCCGCCUCUGAGAAAACUUGAUAGAAGCUGGGCUAGGACUGAUGUAGAAAAAACAACAGCAUUCGCAGUACACCUAGAAAAAGUAUUUACACCACUACCUUGUUCCAACCCCGAUAAUGACGAUGACAUAGCGAAUUAUCUACAGUCUCCAAAUCAAUUAUGUCCCCCAUUAAAAGCAGUAAGUCCUAAAGAAAUAAACCGGGAGAUAAAAUGUCUUUCACCCAAAAAAGCUCCGGGGUACGACCUAUUGGACUCCGUGCUGUUAAGCAAUCUUCCGAGGAGUGGCAUAAUAUAUCUUGUUACACUCUUCAAUUCAUCUAUAAGACUCUCCCACUACCCGGGACAGUGGAAAAUUGCUCAAGUAGUAAUGAUCCUCAAACCUGGAAAGCAGCCGGAAGAAGUCUCAUCCUACACACCAAUAAGUCUCCUUCCGCUGGUGGGGAAAUUGUUCGAAAAAGUUAUCCUCAAUAGAAUGCAAUCUCAUCUGAAUUCUAUUCUUCCUGGGCACCAAUUUGGAUUUCGACAAAGGCAUGGAACCAUUGAGCAGGUUCACAGAUUGACAGACACCAUCGGUUAUACGCCUGAAAAUAAGAAAUAUUGCUCGGCUGUGUUUCUGGAUAUAAGUCAGGCAUUUGAUAGAGUCUGGCACGAUGGCCUCUUAUUCAAGAUCAAAAAACAGCUGCCGCAUUCCUUCUACUUUUUACUGAAAAGCUACUUAAACAAAAGAUGCUAUGAAGUUAAACUGAACAACACCACGUCUGAUCUGUUUGAAAUCAGAUCAGGGGUGCCUCAGGGGAGCAUAUUAGGGCCUAUACUGUAUCUUAUAUUCACUGCUGACAUCCCUGUUGAUGAUGAAACUUUUAUUGCCUCAUACGCUGAUGAUACUGCAAUAAUAUCAGUUAAUGCCAACCCAACAAUCGUAUCAGCACAUCUCCAAAAACAUAUUGAUGAGAUAGAAAAAUGGAUGAAAAUAUGGAGAAUAAAGGCUAAUCAAAGCAAAUCAGUUCACGUCACCUUCACUUUAAAAAAAGGCGACUGUCCACCAAUUACACUGAACGGAGAAGAAAUCCCACACGAUAGUGCCGCGAAAUACCUAGGUAUGCAUCUGGAUCGGAGGUUGACCUGGCAGAAACAUAUCUGGAGCAAAAGAAAAGCCCUGGACGCAAAAUUAAUAUCUAUGUAUUGGCUGAUUGGCAAAAAGUCUCAGCUAACAAACGAAAGCAAAAUAGCAGUUUACAAAAAUAUUUUGAAGCCAGUAUGGACAUACGGCAUAGAACUUUGGGGAACAGCAAGUAAUAGCAACAUAGAAAUCCUGGAAAGAUUUCAGACUAAAGCUAUUAGAUCUAUGUUCAACAUUCCAAAAUGCAUUCACAAUAAAUAUAAUCUGCACGACUUGAGGCUAAACAUUGUGAAACAAGAAAUCGCUGCUCGAAGCUUAAAAUACCAACAAAAAUUUACUUCACAUGUUAACGCUCUGGCUGCUAAAUUAAUGGGUUUUGGAAGUACCGUGUACACAAGACUGAGAAGGAAUAGCGUUCCAAAUCUCGUGAAACGAUUUACCAAAGAAUAG